AUGUCUUCAAAUAGGAUAGUCACGAUUGGUAUUGGUGGUGCUUCAUGUUCUGGUAAAACGACUUUGGCAAAAUGGCUUCUAAAAAUUUUACCGAAUUGUACUUUAUUUUAUCAAGAUGAUUUCUUUAAGCUCGAAAAAGACCUUCCAAUUGAUCCAACAACCAAAUAUAUAAAUUGGGAUUGUCCUGAAGCAAUAAACUUUCCGUUAUUCCUAUCUACCCUAGAGAAGCUUCAUCAAACCGGCUCUCUGCCAGCAACAUUCGUAUCUAAUGAAGUAAAAAACGUUCAUAAAGACAUUAAGGGGAGUGGAUUAGAUGAGCUGGUUAAACAAUUGUCCUUGCGAGUUAACGAGGCAUUAAACGCAUCAGCAGGUGAUGAUAAAAAUAAUGGAUGGCAUUUCGUAUUGGUAGAUGGAUUUUUACUAUAUUAUGACCCUGAGGUUAUAAAAGAAUUAGAUGUCAGAUUAUUUGUUAAGGCAGAUCGUGAUACUUUAAAGAAACGAAGGGAAGAACGGGCUGGAUAUAUUACAGUUGAGGGAUACGCUAUAGAUCCUCCCGAUUAUUUUGAUAAAAUAGUUUGGCCGAAUUACGUUGAAUUGCACAAAGAUUUAUUAAUUAAAGGCCAGUCAUCCGGUUUAAUAGAUGGUGUGAAAAGUGGAUGUAAGGUUAUUGAAGAUUUUGUAGUUUUAGAUACAAAUUUUGAAGAAAAAUUUGGUGAGAAUCUUGAAGAAGCUGUUGAAACUGUGAUAAGAUUUAUUGAAAGAAGUGCUGGUCCGAGGUCUGAAUCCGAAUCAUCCGAUCGAUGUCCAGAAGCUCGGAUUACACGAAUCUAUUCAGUGUGGCUUCCGAUUAUAGAUUAUGACCUUAUCGUUAUGACUUAUAAAAUUUACUAUUUAAAUUAUGACCACCUUGGUCAUAUAAAGCUGGAUAUGGCACAAAAUGGCAACACUGAAUCUGCUAGUUUGAUGUUCCAAUAG
Molecule: messenger RNA, 975 nt
Organism: Cetraspora pellucida
Lineage: Eukaryota; Fungi; Glomeromycota; Glomeromycetes; Diversisporales; Gigasporaceae
Source: the annotation of a GenBank genome assembly